UAAACAAAUCAAAUAAUCAAAAUACGUACACGUGUAUAUAAAUAAUAUUUCACUUAAUACGAUUCGUAAUGAGUCAUAAGAAGAUGGAUAGAAAUUUAAGCGUGUUGAUUGUAAUUAUCCUCAUAUUUUGGGGUGAUUUUGUCAUAGCUAAGAAAUCUGAUAAAAAAGAAAAACCAUCAUGGGCAAAAAAAGACAUCAGAGAUUACAAUGAUGCAGAUUUAGAAAGGCUGUUUGAUCAAUGGGAGGAAGAUGAAGAACCUUUGGAAGAAGAUGAGUUGCCAGAGCAUUUGCGACCAUCACCAAAAAUUGACCUAAGCAACCUGGAUACCUCAAAUCCUGAAAAUCUGUUAAAAAUCUCCAAAAAGGGUCGGACUCUAAUGACAUUUGUUUCUGUUUCAGGUAACCCAAGUCAAGAAGAACUGGAAGAAAUAACAAAAUUAUGGCAAACUAGCUUGAUGAAUAAUCAUAUAAAUGCAGAACGGUUUCUUAUAGAUGAUCAUAGAGCCAUAUUUAUGUUUAAGGAUGGCUCACAGGCAUGGGAUGCUAAGGACUAUCUAGUAAAUCAAGAGAGAUUAGAUGAGAUUACAAUUGAAAAUAAACCAUAUUAUGGCAAAUACAGUCGAAAGGCAAAAGAAGAAACCAAUAACAAAUCGUCUGAUGCUUCAAAAUCAUCAAAAGAAGCCAACUCACGAGAAAAGAGCACCUCUAUCAAUGUAGAAACUAAAAAACCAAAUAGUGAUGAACUUUGAAUUUUUGUGUGUAUAUAUUCACAUGCACACUAAAUAUGUAAAGAAGAAGAACAAAUUUCACUUGCAUACAUAAACUAGUGUGUACAGACUAUCAAGUGUGGUAACGUGUACCUUCAUUUUUCACCGUAUUUAAAAAUGUACAUUUUGAAUGGAAAAUAUAAAUUCAAUAGCAAA
Limulus polyphemus (Atlantic horseshoe crab) is the source of this 923-nucleotide messenger RNA. Its product is annotated as LDLR chaperone boca-like. Gene Ontology annotation, biological process: protein folding. The record is from RefSeq and is a predicted model, not a curated record. The coding region runs from base 69 to 749 and encodes 226 amino acids. The transcript is spliced from 5 exons. NCBI's taxonomy places the organism in Eukaryota, Metazoa, Arthropoda, Merostomata, Xiphosura, Limulidae.